Molecule: messenger RNA, 572 nt
Organism: Cygnus atratus (black swan)
Lineage: Eukaryota; Metazoa; Chordata; Aves; Anseriformes; Anatidae
Gene: ATOX1
Product: antioxidant 1 copper chaperone
Exons: 4
Coding region: 127-342 (71 amino acids)
Biological process (GO): copper ion transport
Cellular component (GO): cytosol
Molecular function (GO): metal ion binding; copper chaperone activity
Source: RefSeq, a predicted model, not a curated record
CCGGGCUCGGUGCGGGGCCCCGGCGGAGCCUCCCCGGGCUCCAGGGGCGCUGUGCGGGGCCGGAGCUCAGCGCCCGGCCUCGGCCCGCCCCUUCCUCCGUGCCGGGAGCCGGGACCGGGCUCCGCCAUGCCGAAACACGAGUUCUUCGUGGACAUGACCUGCGAGGGCUGCUCCAAUGCGGUCACCCGCGUCCUGCACAGGCUGGGAGGUGUCCAGUUUGAUAUUGACCUGCCCAACAAGAAGGUGUACAUCGACUCGGAGCACAACGUUGACACCCUACUGGAAACUCUAAAGAAGACUGGAAAGAGCGCGUCCUACCUGGGGGAGAAAUCCGCACAGUAACCUGGAAUUCAAGCAGGACUUCAGCAAAACGAUGGCUUAACUGUUUGCAUAUCUCCAACUUGCUCCAUCAUUUGACCUUUCCCAGCCCUGCCAGAUGUCAGGAAGCAGAGUGCUGGCAGGAGGAGACAGCUGCAUUUGGGGUUUUAAAAAUGGACAAAUCUAGAGAAGGAGGUUAUAUGCUGUUUCUAGUCCCACAGUAAAUCAAGGUGCUGCUUAUAUCUUUCAGCAUA